Lotus japonicus is the source of this 1956-nucleotide messenger RNA. Its product is annotated as DEAD-box ATP-dependent RNA helicase 36. NCBI's taxonomy places the organism in Eukaryota, Viridiplantae, Streptophyta, Magnoliopsida, Fabales, Fabaceae. The coding region runs from base 73 to 1596 and encodes 507 amino acids. The transcript has 6 exons. Gene Ontology annotation, molecular function: RNA helicase activity; nucleic acid binding; ATP binding. The record is from RefSeq and is a predicted model, not a curated record.
UGACCUUGUUCGAUUUCUUGUGUGCAUGUUUUUUCCCUUAUUCGUGCGGCAAGCAAAACCAGAACUCACAGAAUGGAGCAGCCACAACUCCUAGUGGGUGAAAACUUUCCGCUCUUCAAACCCUCCAAAAUCCCCGCCGCAACCGCUUCCGCCGCCGCCAAUGAAAACCCUAACUCCGCCACCACAAACAACAGCAACAAGCAAAACCUCGACUCCGCCCCUGACGAACCGGCCACCGACGACGCCGCCACGUUCGCCGAUCUCGGACUUGCAGACUGGGCGGUGAAAACGUGCAAGGAGCUAGGGAUGCGGGCGCCGCGGCGCGUGCAGCAGCAGUGCAUCCCGAGGGUCCUGGAAGGCCGGCACGUGCUCGGCAUCGACGAGACCGGGAGUGGCAAAACGGCGGCGUUCGCUCUACCGAUCCUGCACCGGCUCUCCGAGCACCCGUUUGGCGUGUGCGCUCUGGUGGUGACGCCCACGCGCGAGCUUGCUUUCCAGCUCGCGGAACAGUUUCGCGCGUUCGGGUCCUCCCUCCGCCUCCGCAUUGCCGUGGUGGUUGGUGGCAUGGACAUGCUCAAACAGACGAAGGAGCUUGUCGCGAGGCCUCACAUUGUUAUCGCCACCCCUGGGAGGAUGAAGUUCUUGCUCCAGGAUAAUCCUGAUAUUCCUCCUGUUUUCUCUAGGACUAAGUUCCUUGUCUUAGAUGAAGCAGAUCGAGUCUUGGAAGUUGGUUUUCAAGAGGAAUUGAAAAUUCUCUUUCAGUGCUUACCAGAAAAUCGACAAAACCUGUUCUUUUCUGCAACAACGACAAGUAAUCUGCAAAAGUUGCGUGACCGUUUUCAAGAUAAGAUGUUUGUCUAUGAGGCUUAUGAAGGUUUUAAAACAGUUGAAACACUUAAGCAACAGGUUAUAUUCAUCCCUAAAAAGGUGAAAGACGUAUAUUUGGUGCAUAUGUUGUCUAAAAUGGAAGAAAUGGGUAUUCGAUCUGCCAUUGUAUUUAUCUCCACAUGCAGAGAUUGUCAUCGUUUAAGUUUAAUGCUGGACGUGCUUGAUCAAGAAGCUGCAGCUCUAUAUUCAUUUAGAUCACAGGCUCAGAGGAUUGAAGCGCUUCAUCAGUUUAAAUCAGGACAAGUUUCUAUACUAUUAGCAACUGAUGUUGCCAGUCGCGGUUUGGAUAUUCCUACAGUUGACCUAGUCAUCAAUUAUGAUGUUCCAAGGUUUCCACGAGAUUAUAUUCAUCGUGUUGGUCGUACCGCAAGAGCUGGCAGAGGAGGACUUGCAUGGAGUCUUGUUACCGAGAGUGAUGUUGAUCUCGUUCGUGAGAUAGAGACUCUUCUUGGAAGGCAACUUGAAAUGCUUGAAUACAAAGAAAAUGAGGUGCUUCCUCUCAUCAAAAAGGUUUUCAGUGCUAAGAAUGCGGCAGGAAUGAGGAUGGUGGAUGAUGGCUUUGAGGAGAAAGCUGUAGAACGGAAAAAACAGAAACGGAAAAUGCUAGCAGAGAAAGGGUUGUUAAAGAGCAGAAGUAAAAAGAGAAAAGGAAUAAAGAAUUUGCAGAGAAAGGGAAAAAACAGAAAAAAGAUGAAGUGGAAGCAUUAGCUGAUACAGCGUCACUGAAAAAAAAGAGUAAGAAGAAAGUAAAUUAGCAUAUCUGAGGAAUCACUUCUUAGAGAACGGAAAGGAUAAUCGAAGAAUACAGCUUUAAGAGGCAAAAGUCGAUGCUGUAUGAGGAGAGAUACCAUUAUAAAGCGUAGGAGCUGUAGCAUAGUGUUUUUGGGAAGUUAUAACUAUUGCACACGGAUUAAGAUCCUCUCAAUUGUAGAUUCUCUUAAGUUUUCUUAAGUUGAAAUUUUGUGUUGAUCUCUCUUUUCAUAUGUAUUAAAUAGGUGAAUUCUUUGAAUAUUUAUGAAGAAAAAAAUAGACUCAAUGUUUUUGAUAUUAACAAUUCACUUUAGAGUA